GCCAAACCCCUCCGACCGAAAACCUAACCUCGCAUUCCCCGUCCGCCGUCCCGUCCCGUUCCGUUUCGUUUCGUUUCGUUUCGUUUCGUUUCACUUUUUCAUCGCUGUUGGCGUUGGAAUACGUUUCAUUUGCAAGUUGGACGCGGGCGAAACACGGUCGGUAAUCAUUCGGCGACAGUUCGAAUGACAGAAGGCGGCGAGUAAUCAGGCCGAUUUCACGCCUCGUUGCUUACUUACACGUCGGGGAUCGGAUCACAAAGGGAUCGCUCGAUGAUCGUGGCGGUCGCGUCGAGUGCACGGUGCGCGGAGAAGUAUGGUGACGACGUGUAUGACUGUCUCGAACGACCUUGGCCGAUCGAAGAACGUGGAAGAAAACAACAACAACAGUACGCGAAAAAAGAAAGGACGAAACUUGUCCUCGUUCCUCGAUUGCCUUCGCCGACGACCCGGCUUCGUCCUUUUGUUGCUACCCGCCGCUCUCCUCGCCAGCCUCUACGCGGUCUCUUCCGAGGAGGAUUACGAUUUCGACCCGCGAUAUCUCUUCUAUAACAACGACGACGAUAACGAAAGGGAUCUCGACUCCAAGGCGACGUUGGACAGGUAUCUAGUGUGGAACCCGAGGUGUCAGAUACCGUCCAAGAAACCUUUCGACCCAUCCAUCCUUCCUUACGUGAAGAGGGAAAAGUUCGAGAGAUGCUCGUCCACGCCACCGUUGACCAGGAUCAUCCGUCGGAAGAACGGCACCAUCGUCCUCUCCUUGGAUCCCGCAGCCGGGAACUCUUCCCGUCUCAAGUGUUGCUGGUCGGCCGUGUUCAGAGGCGAGAAACAACCGAAGAAACCCAACAAGAACAACAACGUCGAUACCUCGAUCGUAGUGAAACGAUGCGAGAAUUUCGAGGGGGAAACGAGAUUGGGGGAGGAAGGGGAGGAAGCCGCGAUGGUGAGUUGCAGUCUGGUCGAGUCGAGAAACGGAACGAAGGGAAGGAAGAGACCGUCGAGACCGAUCUACGAAAACGUUCACGCGAUCCUCGACCCGGGUAAAGUGGCUGACCGAUCGUCGGGGAAUGCCACGAAAUCUCUGCUUUCCAUCUCGAAGAAAUUGAGCGUUCUCAUGCUGGGGAUCGACAGCGUGAGCCGUUUGAACUUUAUACGAAGCGCCCCCACCACCGAGAGAUACCUCCUCGAGACUGGCUGGAUUCGACUCGACGGUUACAACAAGAUGGGCGACAACACGUUCCCGAAUAUGAUGGCGAUCCUCACUGGGCAGAAUCAGGAACAGGCGUAUCUGAUCUGCAAACCUACCCUCCCCCACGGGCUCGAUCAUUGCCCCUUCCUCUGGCGAAAUUUCCGGGACGCGGGAUACGCGACCGGUUACGGGGAGGACGAGACAUCGCUCAACACGUUCAAUUAUCUCAAAAUGGGAUUCUUUCGGCCACCGACGGAUUACUAUCUUCGACCAUACAUGCUCGCUUGCGAGAAAUUGCUCAAAGUGAGGAAGAGAUUCGGAUUGAAGUAUUGCACCGGACCCGAGACGAGCUUCGACAGAAUCUUAGAUUACGCGAUCGAGUUCGCCGGCUCGUUUCCACUCGAUUUACCGUACUUCGGCUUCUUCUGGACGAUCAGCGUGAGCCACCAGAACGCGAACGCGUUCUCGUCGAUGGAUGAUCGAUUGCUCGACAAAUUGAAACGAAUGGAGAGGGAAGGGGUGCUGAACGAGGCGAUGAUAGUGUUGCUGAGCGAUCACGGGAUGCGAUGGGGACCGAUCAGAGACACGUUCGUCGGUUGGUACGAGGAGAGACUACCGUUCCUUUACGUUUGGCUGCCGAAAUGGUUCCGGGACGAGAGGCCGGGGGCGUAUCGAUCGCUACGCGCCAACCGGAAUCGGCUCACCUCCCCCUUCGACCUCUACGAGACGUUGAGGGAGGUGUUGAGUUUGUCGGGUGGGAGAGCGAAUCCGGCCCCUGGUUGCCCAAAGUGUCGAAGCCUCCUCUCCGGCCCCGUACCCCGAGCCAGAGGUUGUUCCGACGCAGGCAUCUCCUCCCAUUGGUGCGCGUGUACCACGUUCCAACCGGCCGAUCCCCGCGAUCCCCUCGUCCGCGGGGGAUUGCGAACGUUUCUCGAGCACGUGAACAACGUGUUGGAUCGAUAUCGGGACAAGAGGGGCAGACGUAUGUGCGCGAGGCUCGAUUUGAAGAAGUUGCACCGGGUGGAUCGGGUGAUCGAUUUUGAACGGAAUCGCGACAGGGACGGGAGCCGCGUCUAUUUCUACCUGAUACAGGUGAGCCCGGGCGACGCGAAGUUCGAGUUCACCGUUCGAUACCACGGCGGGAACGAUACGUACACCGUGUCCGAUCACGACGUGAGCAGAAUCAACUCUUACGCCUCGGCCGCCGAAUGCCUGGAUCGUGGGAUAAAAAAGUAUUGCCACUGUCUCAAGACGAAACAAUGAAGAAAGGAGAAAUCAAGCGUGAUAAAAACACCUUUCCUUCCUGUCGUGUGUAAUUCGAACAAAAUUAAUGGAUAUAUAUAUAUAUAUAUACUAUAUAUACAUAUAUUUUUUUUACUACGCAUCUGUUGAUUAAACGAUCAAGUUAUAAUUCACAAGUUAAACUAAACGGUGACCCGUGUCGUACGAAAAAAUAAAUAAUAAUUUUUCGCAAAAA
Molecule: messenger RNA, 2663 nt
Organism: Apis mellifera (honey bee)
Lineage: Eukaryota; Metazoa; Arthropoda; Insecta; Hymenoptera; Apidae
Exons: 4
Coding region: 314-2449 (711 amino acids)
Source: RefSeq, a predicted model, not a curated record